Cynara cardunculus var. scolymus (artichoke) is the source of this 1566-nucleotide messenger RNA. Its product is annotated as cytochrome P450 71A4-like. NCBI's taxonomy places the organism in Eukaryota, Viridiplantae, Streptophyta, Magnoliopsida, Asterales, Asteraceae. The record is from RefSeq and is a predicted model, not a curated record. The transcript has 2 exons. The coding region runs from base 64 to 1548 and encodes 494 amino acids. Gene Ontology annotation, molecular function: iron ion binding; oxidoreductase activity, acting on paired donors, with incorporation or reduction of molecular oxygen; monooxygenase activity.
CAAAACACCAAAACACCAAAACACCUACUUGUUUCUUACAAGAUUUGCCACCAUCAUCAAGAAAUGUCUCUCACCUUCYUCUUUUUCCUGCUCUCUUCUCUUUUCUUUUCCAUUUUGAUCUUCCUUUUCUUCAAGACACUUUCGUCUUCUUCAAAACCCUACAAAAACUUGCCACCAUCUYCACCAAGGUUACCAUUAAUAGGAAACCUGCAUCAACUCGGCUCAAGCCCACACCAUGCCCUCCAGGCCAUGGCUCAAACCUAYGGACCACUCAUGUUGCUUCGCCUCGGUACUGUGCCGGUACUCGUAGCCUCCUCUGCUGAUGCAGCUCGCGAGAUUAUGAAAACCCAUGAUUUGAUCUUUUCAAACAGACCCAAGAUCAAAAUCUACAGCAUACUUACUUAUGGCUCCAAAAACAUAGCCUUCUCGCAGUAUGGAGAGUAUUGGAGGCAGGCAAAGAGCAUUGCAGUGCUCCAUCUGUUAACCAACAAAAGGGUUCARUCGUACCRACGAGUGCGCGAAGACGAAACRUCUGUUUUGAUUAGAAAGAUUSURGAAACCGGUGAAUCGGUGGUUGAUUUGAGUGAGUUGCUUGUUUCUCUUACGAAUAAUGUUGUCUGUAGGGUGGCUUUUGGGAGGACAUACGAGGGGAAGAAUUUUAAGGACUUGCUCGGAAGGCAUUUGGAGUUGUUGGGAAAAUUUAGUGUCGGGACUUAUAUUGCGUCGUUAGCGUGGGUGGAUCGGUUGAGUGGGUUAGARCRAAGAGCCCACGACGUUGCUAAWGAAGUGGAUGAGUUUCUUGAGGAUGUUAUCGAAGAACAUACAAACAAGAAAGCGGUUGAAGUUGAAUGCCAAGAUAUCGUUGAUAUCUUAUUAGAAAUUCAAAGAGAUCGUACGAUGGGUUUUCGUCUUGAAMGAGACGAGAUCAAGGCUAUCGUCAUGGACGUAUUUGCUGCUGGAACUGAUACUACAUCCACGAACCUCGAGUGGGCGAUCAGCGAGCUAUUAAGACACCCACAAGCAAUGAAAAAGCUACAACAAGAAGCAAGAGAAACAGGCCAUGGAAGAACAAUGAUCACCGAAGACGACUUACACAAAAUGCCMUACCUAAGAGCARUCUUGAAAGAGACUCUACGACUACACCCUCCAUUCCCGYUGCUUGUUCCUCGUGAAUCGACACAYGACGUCAAACUACUCGGCUACGACAUWGCAGCAGGCACACAAGUGAUCAUCAAUGCAUGGGCRAUAGGAAGAGAUGGUUCAUCAUGGACAGAACCCAAUGAGUUUCAGCCAGAGAGGUUCUUGAACAGUCSUAUCAGUUACCAAGGGUUUCAUUUCGACUUGAUACCGUUUGGUGCGGGACGACGAGGAUGUCCUGCGAUUCAGUUUGCCAUGGUUAUUAACGAGCUUGUUUUGGCUAAUUUGGUGURUAAGUUUGAUCUGUGUUUGCCUCAAGGGGGCUGUUUGGACAUGAGCGAGACUACUGGUCUUACUGCCCAUAAAAAACAUCCUAUACUUGUUACAGCAACUCCUUAUUCAGACGUCUGAGUAAAAAUGCUUUGUUGA